CUGUAAACUGCAAAGAGGUCAGAAAUUAAUGGACGGAAUAGAAGACAAAAGCUUCAUAAAAGAAGAAGCUAUCAUAAAAGAAGAAACUAUCAUAAAGGAAGAACUGGACCUAGAUGCAUGGGAAUCGACGCAAGAAGAAGAAACAAAUCGAGUGUUAAAUUCUGGAUCUCGAUUCGAUUUGCGCGAGAAUCCUGAGAAUGAGAGACGUGCCAGAAAUACAGGAAAAGAAUAUAUGAACCGCCAAGGACAACGGGUACCUGCCAGAUCCAUGAAAAACUCAUGCACUGUAUCAUCCAGACAGCCAUGUCAUUUAGAUUGUGCACGAAAAUUAAUCCCCGAAAACAGGAGAGAAAAGAUCUUUCAGUAUUUCUGGAAUCUACCGGAUCGUUUCAAAAAAUAUGAAUUUAUUUGUCGCCAUGUUAGGUUGAUCCAACCGAGGAAAAGGAAGUUAAAUCCCUCGACUUCUAAAAUGAGGAAUUACAGCCGGUUCUAUUUUUUGCCACUGGGUGGUAAAUUAGUAAGAGUUUGCAGAACUACUUUCACUGCAACUUUAGACAUCAAUGAACAGUGGUUGAGUACAGCUUUUAAAAAAUUUGGCCAUCUCUCCUCUGGACUACAAUUAGAUGAAAGUGAGCUGGAGUUAGAAAAUGUUGAUCAGAAUAGCACCGAAGAAUUUGAAACUAAAUUUUUGGUCGGUGAACCAGAUCCUCUCGAUAUUGAACAGGCUAAAGAUCCAGACAAAGAUAUCUUUGAUCCAGAUGAAUCCGCCAUUCAAAUGGAGUUAGUUGUAUAUGUUCAAUCAGAACAAGAUAAACUAGAAAGAAUGCGCAAACUUGCUGCUGAACGCCAGCAAAGAUACAAGGCAAGAAAAAGAUUAGAAAAAAUAAAUUCAGAUGCAAUAAUUGCAUCGAAAAAUGCAAUAGCUGCACCUGCAGAUACAAUAACUGCAUUAAAAAAUGCAAUACACGCAUUGACAUACGAAAGGGAAAGCUCUCAGCAAGAUAAACAAGAAAGGAAGCGCAAACUUGCUGCUGAACGCCAGAAAAGAUACAAGGCAAAAAAACGAUUGGAAAAAAUAAAUUUAGAAGCAAUAACUGCAUUGGAGAAUGGAAUAACCGAAUUGGCAAAUGAAGGGGAAAGCUGUGUGCAAGAUAAAAAAGAAAGGAAGCGCAAACUUGCUGCUGAACGCCAGAAAAGAUACAAGGCAAGAAAACGACUGGAAAAAAUAAAUUCAGAUGCAAUAACUGCAUUGGAGAAUGCAAUAACAGUAUGUAAAAAUGAAGGGGAAAGCUCUAAACGAUUGGAAAGAACAAAUUCAGAUUUGAUAACUACAUCGGCAAGUGCAAUAACUGUACAGGAACUUCCAUCGCAAGAACCAUCGAGUCAAGAUAUUGCAGAUCAAUCUGAAAGAGAGCUGGAUGAUUCUCAAGUAGAAACGGAACGAAGAAGAGCAAUUGAAGCCGGAAGACCUUACGUUAGAUGUGACGGUACUAUCCAUCCGGGGCGAAGUGUAAAAAAAGGCUGUGAUUAUUUUUGCUAUUACAAUUGCCGCACAAUUUUGGAAGAGCAGAGGCAAAAGAUUUUUCGAGAUUUCUGGAGCAUAAAUGAGCGCUCUGAAAAGUAUGCGUACCUAUCGAGACUUGUUGAAGAGAGCGAAUCCAAAACAAACAUUCCCAGCAGAAGAAGACUGAGUCGAAAGUAUUUUUUUGAAAUCAAUGGUGAAUUUAGAAGAGUCUGUCAUUUAAUGUUUACAGCGACACUAGAUAUUAAUCAUUUCUGGAUUAGGCAAGCAGUAAAACAUGCUGGAGCAAGAGUUUAUGUCUCCGUUGAUGAUAUUGAGGACGAUGAUAUAGGUCCGAUUUUAUAG
Molecule: messenger RNA, 1867 nt
Organism: Belonocnema kinseyi
Lineage: Eukaryota; Metazoa; Arthropoda; Insecta; Hymenoptera; Cynipidae
Exons: 4
Coding region: 29-1867 (612 amino acids)
Source: RefSeq, a predicted model, not a curated record